Colletotrichum aenigma is the source of this 1218-nucleotide messenger RNA. It is a transcript of the gene cdc73, whose product is annotated as Cell division control protein 73. Bases 1 to 1218 code for a protein of 405 amino acids. Gene Ontology annotation, cellular component: Cdc73/Paf1 complex. Gene Ontology annotation, molecular function: RNA polymerase II complex binding. Lineage: Eukaryota; Fungi; Ascomycota; Sordariomycetes; Glomerellales; Glomerellaceae. Gene Ontology annotation, biological process: positive regulation of transcription elongation by RNA polymerase II; transcription elongation by RNA polymerase II. The record is from RefSeq and is a predicted model, not a curated record. The transcript is spliced from 2 exons.
AUGGCUGCCGUUGAGCAGGACCCCCUGCUCUUGCUGCGCCAGUCGAUCGCAUCCAAACGACCUGCGGUUCCGACAGCCUCUGAUGCCUCAGCGGCUGAGGUUCCUCUCUCCCAAGCUAUACAUCUGCGCUUUUCGCACCCGUCGACCGUAUCGGUGUCUCUGGAUACUCCGACGCGCUUCAUAUCGAGCGACCGUCCCGUCGACCUUCGAUCCAUCUACUUCGCCUGGCUGAACAAGGACGUUGCCAUCCCCGAAUACAAUGCCAGCGCGACUCGCCUUAACGAGGAGUUGGGAAGCCUUGGAACUGUCCAGAACCUCGCGUUCGUCGAACGUCUAGACCUGUUUACCUGGCUGGAAGGCGCUAGUGAAGAAAGUGAGCAUAUCAAGCCGCUGGCUGGCGACAAGGAGGGCAAAGAAGGUGCUGGCGCAAGCGCGUCCAAGGCUGCUCCUGCGGCUGCGUCGAGCAGAGCUGGACGCGGAACGCUGGAUCCCAGACUGGCCGUCAUCUACAACGGAGAGCGCAAGAUGGGUGACCGCAACUCCAUUCUGCGAGGUGUCAAGUCUACAGACUUUUCCCACGUCCGCAAGCUCGCCGUUCCAUUCAUCCAAAAGAAGCCCCAGGGAUCGUCAAACAUCAGCUCCAACCCUUCCCUCGCACUCAACCCGAAAGGUCCAACGCGUCGUCCCGAUCCUAUCAUUCUUCUCUCGCCGUCCGCCUCCUCGCUCUUGCGACUGUCCAACAUUCGCUCGUUCCUGGAGCAGGGACGCUACGUCAACCCCGAUGGUGGUGCUGCGGCCUCGAGUAUGUUGCAUGUGUCGCGCAUCAUGAAGGAGAUCGACCCCUCGCGCCCCAUGCGCUUCAUUCUCGUCGAGGGCCCCGAGCAGUUCAAGCCAGAAUACUGGAACCGCGUCGUUGCAGUCUUCACCACGGGCCAGUCGUGGCAAUUCAAGAACUACAAAUGGAGCAACCCGCAGGACCUGUUUCGCCGCAUUCAAGGCGUUUACGUUGGCUGGCGUGGUGACCAGCCGCCUGAAAGUGUCCGCGAGUGGGGACACCGUGUGAUGCACAUUGGAGUCGACCGCUGGCGUGAUGGUGCGGGUGCCAUCGAGGCUGCCAAAUUUAGAGACAAGGAGGCCUCUGAGGCUAUCUGGAGGAUUAUUGAGGCCGGCAUGAAGGCCAAGGGAUGGACGAAGAGCACUGCGCCCACUCUGCUGUAA